Ramularia collo-cygni is the source of this 627-nucleotide messenger RNA. RefSeq lists its product as uncharacterized. Bases 1 to 627 code for a protein of 208 amino acids. The transcript has a single exon. The record is from RefSeq and is a predicted model, not a curated record. Lineage: Eukaryota; Fungi; Ascomycota; Dothideomycetes; Mycosphaerellales; Mycosphaerellaceae.
AUGUUCAUCAACUGGACCUUCAUGUCGGAACGGCGCGGUGGCUUCAUCUUGCCCAUGAAUGUCACGUAUUCCAAAUUCAAGCUCAUAUUCUUCAUCCUCAAAGGAGAAGAUAUGCUGGUCUGGUCGUCGCCCGAUCGAGGAGGACAGACGAUUCCUUAUUCGAGCUUUGCRGUCCUUCAACACCCCGAACUGGGCGAUCUACAGAGAUUCGAAGUCCUGCCGCMCCAAGCCAGCGCGGAACCCCUCCGCGAUCGCAUCCGAGGAGUGCUGCAUACAUUGACUCCGGAGCCCGCCAUUCGCAACGCGGUCAUGCUACAAGAGCUGGAUCCCGAAACUUGGCCCUAUGUCCGCCGCAUACUGCGGGAACCGGAUCUAGGAAGCGAGUUUCAAAAUUGGGAAUGUGAGAUGGAACUUUCCAUCAUCCUCUCCGUGCAGGACCUCUCGGUGGGUAACGGCCCACGUUAUAAAUGGUGGACACAGUAUCGAUUUGGAGCUGUGACGGACUGGGGGCAGAUAGUAUUGGGCACUACAAAUGCACAUAUCAAGAAAAUGUUCCUGGAGCAUCAGAGACUUUGGGCCGCAUAUCUGCAAGGGUUGACGGAGAGGAGGCGGCAAGUUCAAGUCUAG